This is a messenger RNA of Sarcophilus harrisii (Tasmanian devil), 7199 nucleotides long. It is a transcript of the gene XPO4, whose product is annotated as exportin 4. Gene Ontology annotation, biological process: protein export from nucleus. The transcript is spliced from 24 exons. The record is from RefSeq and is a predicted model, not a curated record. NCBI's taxonomy places the organism in Eukaryota, Metazoa, Chordata, Mammalia, Dasyuromorphia, Dasyuridae. Bases 72 to 3575 code for a protein of 1167 amino acids. Gene Ontology annotation, cellular component: cytoplasm; nuclear pore. Gene Ontology annotation, molecular function: nuclear export signal receptor activity.
CCCGCCGCGAUUGGCCGGCCGCGGCGCCCGCUCCCACAAUGCAGCGCAUGGCGCGUCAUUGAAGAGAGACCAUGAUGGCGGCGGCGCUGGGGCCCCCAGAAGUGAUCGCUCAGCUGGAGAACGCGGCCAAAGUUCUGAUGGCACCACCUUCUAUGGUCAAUAAUGAACAACGCCAGCAUGCAGAACAUAUAUUCUUAUCAUUUAGGAAAUCAAAAUCACCUUUUGCAGUUUGCAAGCAUAUCCUGGAAACUAGUAAAGUGGACUAUGUCCUUUUUCAAGCUGCCACAGCAAUAAUGGAAGCAGUUGUUCGAGAAUGGAUUCUUUUAGAAAAAGGUAGCAUCGAGUCACUGCGAACAUUCCUUUUAACCUAUGUCUUACAAAGGCCUAACCUUCAGAAGUAUGUUCGGGAGCAAAUUCUGUUAGCAGUAGCAGUAAUAGUAAAACGAGGAUCAUUAGAUAAAUCAAUUGACUGCAAAAGCAUUUUCCAUGAAGUCAGCCAGUUGAUAAGCAGUGGCAAUCCCACGGUGGAUAUAAACGUAGUAAUGGUAUUGCUGCUGGUCGAAAGAUAUAGACAGCAAACUCUGGCGUGUUCCAUUCUAACGGCACUGUUGAGUGAGUUUUCAAGUUCAAGUAAAACAAGCAACAUUGGACUAAGCAUGGAAUUUCAUGGUAACUGCAAAAGAAUUUUUCAGGAAGAAGACCUUCGACAGAUUUUCAUGUUAACUGUUGAAGUGCUGCAAGAGUUUAGCCGACGGGAAAAUCUAAACGCUCAAAUGUCUUCAGUGUUUCAGCGUUAUCUUGCACUAGCAAAUCAGGUUUUAAGUUGGAACUUUCUUCCACCAAAUUUGGGUAGACAUUAUAUAGCUAUGUUUGAAUCUUCACAAAAUGUGAUGCUAAAGCCAACAGAGUCCUGGCGUGAGACCCUCUUGGACAGCAGAGUUAUGGAUCUUUUCUUUACAGUACAUCGUAAAAUCAGAGAAGAUUCAGAUAUGGCACAAGAUUCACUUCAGUGCUUAGCCCAGUUAGCCUCUCUUCAUGGACCCAUCUUUCCCGAUGAAGGUUCUCAAGUGGAUUACCUGGCACAUUUCAUUGAGGGAUUACUGAAUACCAUUAAUGGAAUUGAAAUAGAAGACUCUGAAGCGGUGGGGAUCUCCAGCAUUAUCAGCAAUUUGAUAACUGUGUUCCCUCGAAAUGUUUUAACUGCCAUUCCAAAUGAACUCUUCUCUUCCUUUGUUAACUGCCUCACACAUCUCACUUGUUCUUUUGGGCGAAGUGCUGCGUUGGAAGAAGUGCUUGAUAAAGAUGAUAUGGUGUACAUGGAAGCAUAUGAUAAAUUGUUGGAGUCUUGGUUGACUUUGGUUCAAGAUGACAAACAUUUCCAUAAAGGCUUCUUUAUCCAACAUGCAGUUCAGGUCUUUAAUUCCUACAUUCAGUGCCACCUAGCUGCUCCAGAUGGUACAAGGAAUUUGACUGCUAAUGGUGUAGCCUCACGUGAGGAAGAAGAAAUAAGUGAACUUCAGGAAGAUGACCGAGACCAGUUUUCUGACCAACUAGCCAGUGUAGGAAUGCUAGGAAGAAUUGCUGCAGAACACUGUAUACCUCUUCUUACAAGUUUAUUAGAAGAUAGAGUAACAAGACUCCAUGGCCAGUUACAGAGACAUCAACAACAGCUACUUGCCUCACCUGGUUCAGGUGCCAUUGAUAACAAAGUGCUUGAUGAUCUAUAUGAAGAUAUUCACUGGCUUAUUUUAGUUACAGGCUACCUCUUAGCUGAUGAUACUCAGGGAGAGACUCCGUUAAUACCUCCAGAAGUAAUGGAAUAUUCCAUUAAGCAAUCAACUGAAGUUGACAUUAAUACAACACUUCAGAUCUUGGGAUCUCCAGGAGAGAAGGCUUCUUCCAUCCCAGGUUGCAACAGAACAGAUUCUGUAAUUAGGUUAUUGUCUGCCAUACUAAGGGUUUCAGAAGUUGAAUCUCGAGCAAUAAGAGCAAAUCUAACACAUCUACUUAGUCCACAAAUGGGAAAAGAUAUUGUUUGGUUUCUGAAACGAUGGGCAAAAACCUAUCUUUUGGUGGAUGAAAAACUGUAUGAUCAGAUAAGUCUGCCAUUCAAUACAGCAUUUGGAGCAGAUACAGAAGGUUCUCAGUGGAUUGUUGGCUACCUCUUAGAAAAAGUCAUCAGUAACCUUGCAGUAUGGAGUAGUGAGCAGGAUCUUGCGAAUGAUACUGUACAAUUACUGGUUACAUUGGUGGAAAGAAGAGAAAGGGCAAACUUAGUAAUUAAAUGUGAAAAUUGGUGGAAUUUAGCAAAACAGUUUGCAAGAAGAAGCCCGCCUCUUCACCUCUUAUCAAGUUCUGUGCAGAGAACACUUAUGAAGGCUUUAGUUUUAGGAGGUUUUGCUCAUAUGGACACGGAUACAAAACAGCAGUACUGGACGGAGGUUCUACAGCCACUUCAGCAAAGAUUCUUGAAUGUGAUAAAUCAAGAAAAUUUUCAGCAAAUGUGUCAAGAAGAAGAGGUCAAACAAGAGAUAACUGCCACAUUAGAGGCACUGUGUGGCAUUGCUGAGGCUACUCAGAUUGACAAUGUAGCAAUCCUCUUUAAUUUCCUGAUGGAUUUCCUUACCAAUUGCAUUGGACUGAUGGAGGUUUACAAAAAUACCCCAGAAACUGUUAAUCUCAUAAUAGAAGUUUUUGUUGAAGUUGCACAUAAACAGAUUUGCUAUCUGGGAGAGUCCAAAGCUAUGAACUUGUAUGAGGCCUGCCUUACUCUGUUGCAAGUGUAUUCCAAGAAUAAUCUAGGUCGGCAGCGGAUAGAUGUUACAGCAGAAGAGGAACAAUAUCAAGAUCUUCUUCUCAUUAUGGAACUUCUUACUAAUCUUCUGUCAAAAGAAUUCAUAGAUUUCAGUGAUACAGAUGAAGUAUUUAGAGGACAUGAGCCAGGACAAGCGGCAAACAGAUCUGUGUCAGCAGCAGAUGUUGUUUUAUAUGGCGUAAACCUAAUUUUGCCUUUGAUGUCCCAAGAUCUUUUAAAGUUUCCAACCCUAUGUAAUCAGUACUAUAAAUUAAUUACAUUUAUCUGUGAGAUCUUUCCUGAGAAAAUUCCACAGCUUCCUGAGGACCUAUUUAAGAGCCUAAUGUACUCCCUAGAACUGGGAAUGACAUCAAUGAGUUCUGAGGUUUGCCAGCUUUGUCUGGAGGCCUUGACUCCAUUAGCUGAACAGUGUGCAAAAGCACAAGAAACAGAUUCACCACUCUUUGUAGCAACAAGACACUUUCUUAAGCUGGUCUUUGAUAUGCUGGUAUUGCAAAAGCACAACACAGAGAUGACAACUGCAGCAGGCGAGGCAUUCUAUACAUUAGUGUGUUUGCAUCAGGCUGAAUACUCAGAAUUGGUUGAAACCUUACUGUCAAGUCAGCAAGACCCAGUCAUUUACCAGAGAUUAGCAGAUGCCUUCAAUAAGCUUACUGCAAGCAGCACUCCUCCCACGCUGGACCGUAAACAGAAGAUGGCCUUCCUAAAGAGUUUAGAAGAAUUUAUGGCAAAUGUUGGUGGUCUCCUUUGUGUAAAAUAAACAACAAAACUAUAUGCUUAAUUUAGACCCUUUCUGCAAAAUGCACUGAAAUGCUGAAAGUUGACUUAAGUCGUUUUUCCUGUUGCUGGGUUCUUUGGCCAUUUUGUAUUUUGAAGAGCCUGAAAGUUUGUUAUGUAAAUCAGUGACACAGGAGAGGUCAACUUUGAAUCAGCUUCUGCUACUAUGUGUUAGCUACAAUCUGUCAUAUGUGUUUUAGAAAAUGAAUGGCAAUUUGAAAUUUUCAAAAUGAAAUUCCAUAUAUGUGCAAACAGAUAUGGCACCAUGAAAUAUAUAUUCAGUGCCUUUUUCCCCGUUUGUCUAAACAUAGAUGGCCAGAUAAAGGUUAGAAUUUUUGUUACUGAAAACAUUUUAGAUGGCGUAUUCUGUAGACAUUCAAAACUCUACCUGGUUUUGUUAUUAUAAGCUUUAUUUUUUCCUCUCUGAAGAUUGAGUUCAUGAUCCAGCGGGGGGAAAAACAUCACCAAAUGUUGGGCUUAUUUUUUAACUUCUGUGUUUUAUUUGUUUUGUUUUCCUGCAUCAACCCAGUGUUACAGAUGUAUGUAAUACGGGUUUUUAUUUUUUCUGGUGCCUGAGAUUCAGGAGGAAAAAAAGUUGUAUGUUUUGUUCCCUAAAAAGAACUUUAGGAACUGUAGCCAUUUCAUUGCCUUAAUUUUAAAAAAAGGAAUACAGAAAGAGCAGGCAUUUUGGUAAAAAUGCAAGUUUUGAUGCUUCAACAAUUGGUUUAGGUUGUUAGCUGCUGUCUCCCUAUUUCUCCUUUUUGAUAGUAUGUGUUUCUGUAAACAUGAGUCAAUGAAAGGUUCAUGUGUAGUCUAUUUAAAGUUUGUUUUAAUCCAACUACAUUGCACACAGCUGUAACAAUCUACACUGAAUAGUUUGCUUAAGCAAUAACAAGUCAAAAAGAGUAUAAAUUAUUGAUUUAUACAAACUAUAAUUUAAGUUGGGGCAUUAGGGGCAAUAAUUAUGCUAGACUGGGAUGUUGUACUCUUUUCAUCAGGAGCCACAUAAAUUUAAUUUCAAAAGUAAAAACUACACUGUUAGAUGCUCUACUAUUUCCCACUUAUGUUUCACAAUCAGGGACUUCCUUUCCAGUACUGCCAUGUUCUCUUUAGUUCUGUGUGCCAGCUUAAAUAUUGAAAAUGACCAUGUUUUAACAAGCCACAAGCAUACUGAUCAGUCUGAUCUACAACAAGAAUGUAGCAAACUGAGAGUAGACUGUAUAGUCCUGUACUAUGAGCACAAUUGCAGUUUUUGAUAGGGAGGGAGGGAUUUGUCCUUCCACUGUGUUCAACAUUUGUGUGCUGUGGAAUAAUUUCUGUAUAGUAUAUCCACUUUUUAUUCAGUUGUGUGUAGUAUCACAUUUGUAACGCUGUGCCAUCUUUAUCAGUUCAUCUCAACGCAAUUACAGUCAACUAAUCUCUAGCAUCUAAAUUCUCUCCAACCCAUGCAUGUGAUAUUAUGUAUGAAUUCAAGGGCAAAGUGCCAUCACUCUUUUGAGAUACCUUUUUCUUAAAUUAAUACAUUAUUAAAUAAAAGCUGGGCUGGAGUAAACCUUAUCUUAAAGGCUGUUAACAUAAAUCUUUUUUAGGAAAAAAAAAAUUCAAUUGAUAUGGCCUCUUUCCAUAUCUUAAAAUAUUUUCAAUAAGACUUAUUAAAAUGUGAAGCUAUUUUUAGAUUUCCUAAAAUUCCAUUUUCAUCCUUCAAGAUGUUAGAUUGUUGCUAUGUUAAUCAGUAUCCAUCUUAUUUUGCAUUGGUUUUCCAUUUUUCUUUUAACUAAUGACCUCAGUUUUCCAACCCUUCUUGGGCUUGAUCAUUAGAGAUGUACAUCCAUCUCCUUGCAAAAGGUAUGGCAAUGUAAGUUGUUGCUUUAAUAUUAAGUUGGCUGGCAGGAGCUGGAAUGAAAAUCAAGUUGGAAAAAUAAUUAACAUUAAUUUGGUUGAGUGAAAAACAUUUUAAUAAAUAAAUGACAUUUAUAUUUAGUAAACUGCCUACCAGAUUGUAUCUUUACCAAAUAUGCCAAGGAUAUUAAUCUUAGUGCAAUUUUGUAGGCAGAUUUUGAAUAAAAGGAUAUUUGCUUUAUAUUGGACCAAAUCAAACUUCAGAGAAUUAAAAUAUAAUAAUGUCAUUUUGGGAGAGGGCUAGCAAGUGGAGACACCAAUUAAUACACUAAAAUAGUUAAACUUUAUUUAAAGCUUUGUUUGGGGGGAAUGUGUGGAGGGGGAAUUGAAUUAUUGCCCAGUUGGUUUCAAGAACAUUUUUAUUCUGAUAAGUUGACUUUUCUGGUUAUAACUGACUACCUGUUAAAAUUUCAAGGAUUUAAAAAAAAAAAAAAAAAAACAACUUUUUACCCCUUUAUACACAUAUGUUAAAGGAACAUUGUCAAGUAUUUUAUCUCUAGACUGUGUGUGUGUGUGUGUGUGUGUGUGUGUGUAAAUUUCUGCUCUUUAUAUAUCUCGAGUUUUCCUUUCAACUUUGUUCAUUCAAUUAUUCAUUUUUUUUACUUUGUUUCCUGAGGCAAAAUCAAGUUGUCUUUUGUUAGCUUUUGUAUGAUAUAAUAGCAUAAAAAACUGGCGUCAUCAUAGUGCUAGCCAAAAAAAAGGUCAGUUUGUCACUGUGCUCCUUCUGCUGGUUGGAUGGCUGCCUCUUUCAACUGUAUUUACUUGACAAGUGUCCUAAUGUCCUUUUAAGUACAAUUAUUUGAUUUUUCCUGCCAUCCCUAAAUCUUUUUUGGAUACAUGGCAUGUUAGCAUCACUCUUAUUGAGUUUCACCUGCUGUGAAUUAUGACUUUUUUUUUUAAGAAAAAAGAUUUUUACAGUUUUUCUUAGAAGUUGUUUAUAGAAUUUAGUCUUUUUUAAUUGUUGUAUACCAUGUAUCUGAUUUGUAUAACAUUUCUCUAUUCAGAUGAAAUAUUUAUUACUCUUUAAAAAAAAAUCCCUACAUUUUCCCUUUUUUACAGUCAAAAAUCUUGAGUGAUUCCUUUCCCUGUCCAAAAUUUAUUAUUCCCAUCCACUGUAUUUAGUUGACUUAGUCCAUUAACCUAACUAAAUAUCAAGUUUUCAUUUUUCUCAUCCACAUUGUCUUAUCUCUGUUGCUAUUUGUACGAACUCAAGCACCAAAAGAAAACCAUUGUAAUAUUAUAAGAUAUUAUAAGAUUUUAACAUUAAGUGUCAUUGUGGAGCAAAAAAUCUGUCACUUGAAUUUUUUUUUUUUUUAAGUUUCUUCAAUUACAAAAUUAUUGAUGGUCCUUUUGCAGCUCUCAUCAGUAAAAGUAGUUGUGUCAUAAAAUCUUAGCUGUUUCUGUCACCAUUAAGAGAAUAUGGGAGAAUGAGAUUUUUUUUUUAAAUUUUUUAUUCAGAAGUAACUUUAGUACUUCCUCUCAUAUCCUACUAAAUCAGAGAAUAAAGAAUUUGGUCCUGAGGUGUUUUUUUGUUUUUGAUUUAUUUUAUUUUAUUUUUUUUUUUUGGCUUAAGUUACAAAAUUGUGAAAAUUACUUAGCUGCAUAAGAAUUUGAUAAUGUUUAAAAUUAUUUUUAAGUUAGAGAUGUAUGGAUAUUCUAUGUGGCUCAAAUCCUUUUCUAAAAGCACUGAGUUGAACCAUUUUCUCAA